CUGGCGUGGCGGGUUGAUGCGCAACUGUCACGCACACACACACACCAACAAACGCCACACACACUUGCAGAGCAAAGCAGCGCCGACAAGCAGGAAAACAACAAACAUCCAGGGAGUAAUCAAAACAACAUGAGUGCCCGGGUUUGUUUGUCAGACAUGAAAGCCUUUCAUGACGUCUUUAAAAAAUCCAAAAAUGUAGUUGUCCUUACGGGUGCGGGAGUGUCAGCAGAGUCAGGUAUUCCCACAUUCCGAGGCGCUGGUGGUUUUUGGAGAACAUAUCAAGCAACAGACUUAGCAACUCCCACGGCUUUCAAGAGAGACCCGUCACUGGUCUGGGAGUUUUACCACUACCGUCGUGAAGUAGUCAUGGCAUCCUCUCCAAACAAGGCUCACACUGCUCUUGCUGAAGCUGAACGCCGUCUUACUGCAGAGGGGCAUAAAUUUAACAUCAUUACUCAGAAUGUUGAUGGUCUACAUGCUCGUGCUGGCUCAACUAAUGUAGUGGAACUACAUGGUUCUCUUAUGAAGACACGUUGCCUCAAGUGUGGUGAAGUUCGUGUGAACAGUGACAGCCCUAUAUGUGAAGCUUUGAGGGGUCGUGGUUUACCUAAGAUCGAAGGACCAUCGCCUCCGUCUAUCCCAACAGAAGAGUUGCCACGGUGUCAGAAUGGUGGUUGUAAGGGACUUUUAAGACCACACAUUGUGUGGUUUGGGGAGGGUUUGGAGCGCACAGUCUUGGAAAAAGCAGGGCGUUCUACUUCAAAGGCCCCUGCGGCUCGACGGUACCCGAGGCCCUCGGCGUCGUUUGAGAUAAACGUUAAUUAUUAAUUUUCUUGUGAUAUUUUUUUCUCGUUUCUUUCUUUGUCUUAUUGUUUAUGAGUUAUCGUGCCAAUGCGUUAUUCCUACAGUUAUGUCGAUAAACUGUUCGUGAUUUUACUGUUCCGUAUUCAAAGUGUCGUACAUUGAAGAACGUGAUCCGUCAACUCUGCUAAAUUAAGUGUGGCAAUAAUAACAAUCAAAAGCGUC
Messenger RNA from Frankliniella occidentalis (western flower thrips), 1026 nucleotides. Its product is annotated as NAD-dependent protein deacylase-like. Gene Ontology annotation, molecular function: protein-succinyllysine desuccinylase activity; protein-malonyllysine demalonylase activity; NAD+ binding. NCBI's taxonomy places the organism in Eukaryota, Metazoa, Arthropoda, Insecta, Thysanoptera, Thripidae. The record is from RefSeq and is a predicted model, not a curated record.